Molecule: messenger RNA, 3970 nt
Organism: Trametes versicolor FP-101664 SS1
Lineage: Eukaryota; Fungi; Basidiomycota; Agaricomycetes; Polyporales; Polyporaceae
Exons: 4
Coding region: 1-3861 (1286 amino acids)
Biological process (GO): negative regulation of transcription by RNA polymerase II
Cellular component (GO): Sin3-type complex
Molecular function (GO): histone deacetylase binding
Source: RefSeq, a predicted model, not a curated record
AUGCCGGCCUCCACAGCGUCCCUGGAAUCGCUGAGCUCCCCGUCCCCAUCUCCUCCCCCUCCAGAAGAACAACGCUCGCAACAUUCCAACAACUCCAACCACAGCGGGGCUGCCGGUCUCGACAGCGGCUCAGAGCUCUCAGAGCUCACCGAGGAUGAGCAGGACAACGACAGUCGCACAAAUGACGACGAUACAUCCCGCAGCUCCAAACGCAGAAAGGGCCCGCGCUCCGACCGCAUAGUACCAGCCCCAAUGUGGGACUGGGCGUACAAACAGAAGAAAUCGGAGAAGAAGGACAAGGCCAACUGGCGCACGGACCUGGUCGAAGAGGAGGAAGAGGAGGAGGAACAGGCAGGCCCGGCGAAGGCCAUGGAGGAGGAGGAAGACGACGACCAGGAUAAGGAGUCUAAUCCCGACGAGGACGGUGCCUCCCCUGGGAAGUCCCGCGCGCUCAGCGACAACGAGGCGGGGGACAACGACGACGACGACCCGCCCGAGGAUGAUGGUGAGUAUUUUGACGAUACUGCCCCCCACCGCAUCCGCAAGGACAACAGCGGCGAUAUCUCUGGCGAGGACGAGGACUAUGCCGACGAAGCUGGCCUCGACGCGCCCGACGCGAACGGCGAUCGGACGCCCAAGGUGGCGGCGUCACCUGACCUAUCCGACGACGAGAACGACAACGUGGAGGAGGAAGAAGCGUAUGAAGACGAUCUUCCAGACGCAGCAGAAGCCCCCAAGGACGUCUCCGACGCCGAGGACUACGAAGACGACCCGGAUGCGGCCGCUGAUGACCCCGACGCGCUUGAAGGGGACGAGCCUCUGACGACUGAGGCGGUCACCCCCGCCGAGGGCGCUGUAGAUCCGGCGGAGCCAGACCUGGACAUAACGAUGGAGGUCGACGCGCCUCCGGCCAUAGUCAUGUCCCCCGUCGCGGUCGCAGUAUCCUCUAUCAUGGCGGGUUCAAGUCUCAUACAGGCAGCAUCCCCCUCUUCCUCCCAGCCAUCCACACCAUCAGCAUCGCGAGUGUCCUCCCGGUAUCCGUCUGCCGAAGCCGAGCCAGAGCAAGAUCCGGCGUCUGAACGUGAGGCUGAACCCGAGCCGGAGCGCAAGCCAUCUGGGAGCAGAGCCCCGAGGUCGCGGAAGGGGAAGGCGCGAACUCGAGCACGACGUUCACGCGUCGCAGCGGCCGCGGACGCUGGCGAAGCCGACCUCGACGGUGACCAGGCGGAUGGGCCGGACGGUGAGAACGCGGACGGUGAGGAUAUGGACGUCGCGACGCCGGAGCUCGAUCUGGACUCGGACAUGCAACCCGCACACCGGGCGGAGGCUCUUGAUGUUCUGGCGACCAUUGAACUGAAGUUCGCUCUGCUAAGAGAGCGCUUGUACGUGGAAAAGAUGGACACACUCGCAUGGGAGGAGGGCUUGAUUGCGGAUGGGAAUCAUCCGGAGCUGUUGCACCUUCACGCGGAACUGUCGAAGCGGAGGGAUAAGCGUCUGGAGCUUGCGUCCCACAGACGCGACUUUGAAGCCGCCAAUGUAACAAAGCGUCGCAGACUUGACGAAGAAGGCGUAUGGAGUUGGUGGAAGGACGCCCGUAAUGAGCUCCAGACAGAUAUGAUCUCGGAGACAAAUAGUAAACGACGCAGGCUGGAGCGCGAGCGACGGGCUCUCGAGCGUCCGCAACCUACUCGUCGCUUUCCCUUACCACCUGCCGAAGUUCCUCCUGCCCCUACCCUUCGUGAGAUCGUUAAGUCGAGUCCAUUCGGUAUCCCGGAAGCCGCAUUGCCUCUGUCGAAGCGCUACCAGCACAAGAGGGAACCGCUACCCUCCAGUUCUUUGGUUUACCCACAGAUCUCGUCACUUUCACCUGGAGAGAUCGUUCAAGAUCUUGACCUGUUCUUCCAACAUCGGCGCGCGGCAGCUGGGUUUGACCCACAUCGUGGCGGGCCUGGGUUGAUGAACAGCGUCUUGGGAGGGCUUCCACCUCCCGGGAUGGAUCCGUACGCAAUGGGUAUGCAAAUCCUCGAGGGACCUGCCGGCGGUAGAUUCGCGCCCCCUUUCCACCAGCAACACUUGCAGCCGCAAGGGUUUGUACAGGGUUUCGGUGCCCCUCCGCCACGUCUUCCCCACCAUCAUUCCGCACCUCCCGGAACGCUCCCCCACCUAUCCCAUGCACAAAUGCAGAUAGACCAAGAAAUCGCUAUGGGCAUGCGUCCCCCGCCCGGCAUGCCCCCACACCCGUCACAUAUGCAACCACAAUUCGGCGCAGGCCCGGGCCCGAGCACGCUCAUGAGGCGGUCCAUCUCCCCCGUUCCGCUCAGUAAUGGCGUGGGAGAUAGUUCGGGGAUACCUACAAGCAUGGGAGGUGGGCCGAUACCUCCUGGAUUUUCAGGAUCAAAGCCCAAUGGGUGGACAGGGCCAUCGACAGGCGUGCACAUGGGGCCUGGGAAGGAGUUGUCUCGACUCAACGGCGAGGUGGAGGGGCGUGAAAGAGAGCGAGAGCGGGACAGAGAUAGGGACAGAGAUCGGAUGAGCGAGGCGCUGAGCCAUCGUGAGCGCGCCGAGCGGGAGCGUGCUCAGCGGGAUUUGGAACGCGACCAGGCGGAACGAGCGUAUCACAUCGCGCAUGGCCAGCCGCGACUCCCCGCUCACCAACAUACCCACACGCACGCUCACAACAACGCACCAGCCCCAGCUGCCCAUGGGCCACACCAUCACCUUCACCACCACCACCACCACCAUGUACGACAUCAUCACCCUACAUCCCAGACCGGACCAGGGAGUGUCCCGCAGGGACCCCCCAUGUCCGGGCUCCCGUCUGGCGCCGUUAACGGACCCGCACCGAACCCGACGCGUAGCCCCCACGGAGGCCGCGAGAUAGAGCCCCGCCGUCCUCGUUCUGGUGCACCCACCGAACUCAUCGAGUUGACCGCUUCUUCGCAAAGGUCCCACACCACGGCUUCUCCGCGAAUGUCUGCAUUCUGGAGAGGAAACGACGACGCGGCGCCCACGGAGAUGCAGCGCGAGCGCGAACGUGACCGUGGUAGAGCUCCCGGGCCCUCAGGACCUCCGCCCCCCGGCCCGCACGAACGCUUGCCCUUUACUAUGGGCCCGUCGCAGCCGCUGCUAGACAGUCGUCCUGGCUCGCCGCGCGGUAUGCUCGGCAAUCCUCCUCCGUCCAUGCCCUCCUCCCGCCGCGGCUCGUGGUCGGCAGCCGCCGACGAUGGCAGCGUCGGCCGUCCGCCGUCGGCUUCUCAUGCACCUUCUCCAUCUGGAAUGCCUCCAGGAGGCUCCGGAUCUGGCAGCCAGCGACCGUCAAGUUCGCGCAUGCCCCAACCGUCAUCGACGCCGUCCUUCCACAGCCCUUUUGGCUCGCCUCCGUACGGUAACCCCCCGCCUGGUAGCCCCCAGCCAUCUUCGUUCGCGGGCUCGAUGCGCUCUCCAACAAGAGGCUCUCAAUCGGGUCGAGGGCUAGGCUUAGGACAUCCGGGAAUGCCAAUGUCUCCACCCCCGCUCAUGACACAUAGCCCUCGUCUCAGCGGUAGCCCAGGUAUGAAGACAUUGUCGAGAGCACGACCGUCGUCACCAAGGCUGGGCAAGGGGCUCCCGAAGAUGGAAGGCUUCCCCAUGCCAGAGAGCGGGAACAUCGCGCCCAUUGGUGCUGGGAUCGGCGGCGGCGGCGGGCCCUCUGCGGGGCCGUCGAGCUUGUCUGGGCCGGGGGCACUGCUCCCACCGCUGCCCUCGACCUUAUCGUCUUCCGGCAUGUCGCGUCUCGCGAACGGAGGACUAUCCGAGAAACCUCCAGCGCAUCUUCCUGGUGGACCAUCGUCCACGAAGGCCGUUCCCGUGGACGGUUUGUGAUGUAGAGCUCGGAUUAUGUACAUAUUGAGUCUCAUUUCCUCUCCUAUUCGUUCAGUCUCGCGAACUUGGAUACCUUCUGUCGAAUGUUUGUACCGCGGUAUCACUAAUG